Messenger RNA from Nipponia nippon (crested ibis), 1074 nucleotides. NCBI's taxonomy places the organism in Eukaryota, Metazoa, Chordata, Aves, Pelecaniformes, Threskiornithidae. The record is from RefSeq and is a predicted model, not a curated record.
AUGAAGCUCUUGGUGCUGCUGGUUUGCAACUUCCUGGUGUGGAAAGUGGGUGAGAUGAGGUCAGAUACUCUGGAGAAGUUGUCUGCGCUGGCUCCAGGAGCUCUCAGCAUGAAGGAGACCUUCCUGGUGCUCUCGCUGCACAACAAGCUGAGGAGCAAAGUGCAGCCCCCCGCCGCCAACAUGCAGAAGCUGGAGUGGAGCGAGGAGCUGGGGCAGCUGGCAGUCUCCACAGGGUUGUGUCGGGGGGAGGAGCUGGGCCAGCCACCUCCAGCUGCCUCCGGCGACAGGGGCAACUGGGAGGUGGGGGGGACGCCCGUCCUGCCCUACAAGCAGGGUCCCUGGUGCUCCCUCUGCACCGCUGGCCUCUCCGGCUGCUUCAAGUCCUGGGACCACGGUGGCGGGCUCUGCGAGGUGCCCAGGAACCCCUGCCGCAUGAGCUGCAGAAACAGUGGGCGCCUCGACAUGAGGAGCUGCCAAUGCGCCUGUCCCCCUGGCUACACGGGCAGGUACUGCCAAGUGAGGUGCAGUGGGCAGUGCCUCCACGGGAAGUUCAGGAAGGAGGAGUGCUCCUGCCUCUGCGAUGUGGGCUACGGUGGAGCCGAGUGCGGCACGAAGAUUCAGUUCCCUUUCCAUGCCUGCGACGUGCAGAUAGACGGCAACUGCUUCAUGGUGUCCCCUGAGGCUGACACCUACUACGGGGCCAAAAUAAAGUGCCAGGAGAAAGGGGCGAUGCUGGCCCAGAUCAGAAACCAGAAGGUCCAGGACAUCCUGGCUUUCUACCUCAGCCGCUUGGAGACCAGUAACAGGGUGACAGACACCGAUUUUGAGACUGGGAACUUCUGGAUUGGUCUCACCUACAAGACGUCCAGGGCUUCCUUCCGCUGGGAUGUGGGCGAGCCAUCCUCCUUCACCAGCUUUGCUUUCGGGCAGCCGGACAACCAGGGGUUUGGGAACUGCGUGGAGAUGCAAGCAUCGGCUGCCUUCAACUGGAACGACCAGCGCUGCAAGACCCGAAACCGGUACAUCUGCCAGUUCGCCCAGGAGCACAUCUCCCUGUGGCAGCGGGACCCCUGA